AUGGAACUGAUGACCCCUGCGGGACCACGGCUGCCGCCUGAGAUGUGGGCGCACAUCUUCAGUUUCUUCAGCGCGCGCGACAUAGGCCGAUUGGCGCUGGUGUGCUCGGCGUGGCGCAUCACCAGCGAGAACGACGAGCUGUGGCGCCCCGGGUUCGCCGCCUCGGGUGGGCCUGACCGGGCGGCCUGGCUGGACUUGUGCUGCACCAGCAGCAGAAGGAGAGCAGCAGCAGCAGCGGCUCACGGUGAUCUCGGGGACAGGCCGUUAACUAAGAGCCUGUGGGGAGAGCUGGCCCCGGUGGAGGGCAACUGGGCCGGCGGGCUGUGCGACGUCACCGUGACUGGUAUGCCCCGAGGGAGGCCCGUAGAGUGCAUGGUCAUCGACGAGGCACACGGGCGCCUCAUCCUGGGAACAAAGGGAGGAUCGAUGGAACUGCUGGACCUACCAGGGAGCAGGACACAUGUGAACGACGACGACGACGACGAUGAAGACGAAGAGAACGAAGCCAAGCAACAUCGCGCUCGAGGAGCGAUGGUCCGGCGCUUGCGCUCGGCCCACAGCGGCCCUGUGCGGACCCUGCAGCUGUCGCCCGACGGUCUCCUCUUGGCGUCGGCAACCGCACGCGCGGCGCACCUGUGGGACGCCAAGGCGCUAGAGAGCCGGCCCGCGCUCAGUGGCGGCGGACCCAUCAUGGCGUUUGUGCCGCACAGCCCAUCUGCCUCAACCAACAUCCUUCUCUCUGCCAGCGCCUUUGGCACUACCAUGCGGGUCUGGGACGCCCAUGAUGCCAACUUGCUCCAUUCCCUAACUCCUCCGAACACCGAGCCUCUCAGCCUCGCGAUAGCCUCUGUCGCGAUCGAGCCCACCAUUGCUGCGGUGGGCUAUGCGAGUGGCGGCAUUUGUGUGUUCAGCCUGGAGACCGGCCAGCUCCUACAGCAGCUUCUAGCACACAAUGGCUAUGUGACCUGCAUGCAGCUUCAACCUGGUGUGCUGAUCUCAGGCUCAGGUAAGCCCGCGCAGAAGUUCGACGCCGGGCAUGUGAAUUCAAUCCUCUUGCACGGCCCCGACCAGGAGCAGAUCAUCAGCGGCAGCGACGAUCGCACGGUGAGGCUCUGGUCUCGUGCCCAGGGCAAGUGCAUCCAGACACUCGCCGACGACUCAGUCAUGAUCCACGCCAUGCAGAAGAAGCACUUUGCAACGCAACCUACAGCCAUUCUCACAGGUGAAGGACCUCACAUACGGCUCUGGAACCUGGACAGCCAAGGCCUGCGUCACCUCUGGUGCGAGUCCAGGCCAGGCACACAGGACAUCAGCUCGCUUGCCGCGACCACCCGUUUCAUCGCCGCCGCAACGUGGGAUGCGCGAGUUGCGCUGUAUGACUUCGAGGGAAGCAGCCAGUCAAUUCGGCCGAGAGAAGGCCACGGUUCCCACAGCAUUGCGGAGGGGCUGACAUCGGCCGAAAGAUGGCGUGGGCUCGAUCGAGUGUAG
Molecule: messenger RNA, 1488 nt
Organism: Acanthamoeba castellanii str. Neff
Lineage: Eukaryota; Discosea; Longamoebia; Acanthamoebidae
Product: F-box domain containing protein
Exons: 8
Coding region: 1-1488 (495 amino acids)
Molecular function (GO): protein binding
Source: RefSeq, a predicted model, not a curated record